AUGACAAUGUAUAAUGUAAAGAAGAAAAUAAAAGAGCUGCUUGGUUUAAAAAAAAAUACAUCAGCUGUUUAUAAAAUUGGUCAACUACUUGAUACUGGAGACGAUGAUGGCCAAAAUUAUUUUCAUUCUAUAUUAGCCGCAUUUGAAACUUUCGAUCAACAAAAUCGAGAUGAAGAAAAUAAAUGUUUUAGUGAUGAUGUUGAUUUUAUUAUUGAUUGUACAUUAUCUGCUAUAGAAGAUGGAAAAUUUCAAAAUUGUUGUGCAUAUUUUUAUAUUUAUCGACGAACUGAAGAAUAUACAAAAAUGUUGAAAAGUUCACAAUGGUUGGCCAAUUCAAAUUUUGAGGAAUUGAAAAAAUGUUUAUUAAGACAAAGUCAUCGUUCAUUUACACAAACAGAAGGUUUGGAACCAAAUCUUUUUAUACAAAAUAAAAGUUUACUAGAAAGAAUGAAUAUCAGACAAUUUAUAUCACAAAUGAAAGUGGAAGACGAUCAUACCUUAGAAUUAUUUUUCGCUCUAGGCAAACUAGCAUUUCAAGUGUCAUUAAUUAUUCAUGAAGAACAACAGCAUCAAUUAAAAUGGACAGAAUUACUUAAAAUGCCAUCAAGAUUAACUGUAUCAGUUUUGCAUUUUAUUGAAAAAUAUUUAAAAUAUAUAAGAGCAUUCGAACAAUUUCCGUUUGAUGUAGAAGCAUUUAUUCAUUCAGUACCUUUUGGUUCGAAAUCAGCAUUCCCACUAAAAACUAUAUAUCAUUUGGCUACUCAACUAAAAUUAAAUGUAAAAGAACUGUGGUUUGAAUUUUUAUCAAUAUUUAAUAUCCGUAGGGAUUUGUAUACAACCGAUGAUAUAGCUGAAUUUCUACGAUAUUUAAGUUGUUGUGAUGAUCAUCUAUUUGCACAAUAUUGUUUAAAUUAUUUUACUUGUGUUUCUGUUGAGAAGGGCUGGGAGGUAUUAAUAUUACUUGGUGAACAGGAAGUCAAUGAAAACAUUUUGAGAGUUGUUUUAUUCGAUUUGAAUAAACAAAUUGAACAAUUAUUUAUCAAUAGAUUUAAUAUGUUGAUGAGAAUAGCUUUAGAUCGAUUACAAAAAAUGAAUGAAAAAAACCGUACAAAUUUUAAUAAAUUGUUGAACACAGUAUUUGAUAAUUAUGUUAUUAAACGAAUAUCAAUAAAUUGCUCAGAAUCAGAAUGGAAAUUAAAAGAUUUACUAACAAUUGCAAAUCGAUUUUUAUCAGACAAUGAUUUUAUUCAUCAACAAUCGUCCUAUUUCUUAACAAUUGUCGAAUAUUUAAUUAAAGCGUGUUCUUCUAAUCAAGAUCAUGAUACGUCAACUAAAAUAGUUAAAUUAUUUAAAGUUUUAAGAAAACUUCAUGAAAGUAUUUGGCAACAAAUUGAUCCAUCACAAAUAAUUAAUGAUGACUGGUUAAUAAAUUCUGUUUUAUCAAUGCCAUACAGUUGGACUAACAUGUCACCAUCCACUUAUGAUAACAUUUGUAAUAAGAAUCGUGAGACUAAUAGAUGGAUUUUAUUUAUUUGGAAUCGAUUAAUCGAUUUAAGUUUAAUAAAAUUUAAAUGGGAAAAUACGCAUGAAAUAUUAACAGCAUUUAAUCGGUGGUUACGUCAAGUGAACCAUCAUCAAUACAAUGUUGAAAAUGUAUUCACUAUUGCAUUAAUAACAAAGUUAUUUAAUACAGCUGCUAGCUAUUUAAAGCCACUCGAAUUGCCAGAUAUAGAACAUAUUAUUGAUUAUAUUUUACAUGUUAAACAAGACCGAUCAAUAAUCAAUAUCAAUGCUUUUUUUAACAAUGGUCGUCAUAUAAUUGAAGAAAUUAUUUCACUGAGAGGUUAG
Didymodactylos carnosus is the source of this 1848-nucleotide messenger RNA. Lineage: Eukaryota; Metazoa; Rotifera; Eurotatoria; Philodinida; Philodinidae. The record is from the annotation of a GenBank genome assembly.